Molecule: messenger RNA, 990 nt
Organism: Cylindrotheca closterium
Lineage: Eukaryota; Bacillariophyta; Bacillariophyceae; Bacillariales; Bacillariaceae
Source: the annotation of a GenBank genome assembly
AUGGUUUUGACUAUGUCAACUUCCUUGGCAAUUCUUCAAAUCGCCGAGACAUGUCGCUUCGAACAUGGUGCUGGUCUGAAAGUGAUGAAAGGGGUGGAACGAAACAAAAGUUUGAACAAGUUGAUUAUAUCUGAGUCUAAUCUCAGUAUGGUAGCCAUGUCGUCGAUCCUUCGUGCAGUAUCUGACGGGGAGGUCCCAAAACUCGUUACUUUGGAUGUCAAGCUCAAACCAAGGAGCGAUUGCAUACAAUUAUUGACGAGGCUGAUGUGUAGUGACACCUGUCACUUGGAAGAUCUAAAGAUUGACGAAGAUGACUAUGACAUAUCAAGUAUGUUUCGGACUGAUGGCAUUCCAACAGGGACUGUCAACCGAAUGUUGGAAAAAUUGGAAAUAUGUUUUGGUCGGUUUGAUGACUCCUAUUUGGCUUCUUUGCUGCCAAUGAUGCCCAAUUUGUUGGAUCUCGAUUUAAAAAGUUGUAAUCUAUCUGACAUCUCGCCGAUUGUCAAUCAUCUGUGUCACCCCAGCACUGCUAUCAGGACGAUUGAGCUUUGUGACGCCGAUGAAGAUAUUGGACUAGACCAAGUGGAGUAUUUUGCGUCACAUUUGCGUGACAUGCAAUCUUUGACAGAUGUAUAUAUUGGCCUUAGUUUCCGGGGCGAUGAUGAAAAUGACGGCUUGGAGCGAUUUCAAAACAUACUUCGAAUCUUUUCAAGUUGCUGGAACCUGGAAACGUUUGAAUUCUAUGGCCUCAGCGAUACUCUGGAAAAACUUGUCAAGGAGUCCAAUCUAAAUCUCACUUUCGCUAUCAAUGGUGGCUGGAGGAGAGAACUUUGCUACAAUCAGCACUACAGAGAGUCCUCAGCGCCGCCGCCGAAACUAUUGCCUCUGAUCAUUGCAAGAGCACUUCGCAACACAACUGUACGUUCGCUUCGCGCUGAUGUAGUAUUAUCACUCUUGCGUGAGCGAAUCGGUGAUAUCAUACGAAAUUAG